GACUCCCAUCUGCAGUCCAACCUGACAGGGACACACUAGCUCUAUGGAAGUAACUAGAUCAAUGUUAGCAAGGUAACACUAAUGAAUGUUCCUUCUGUUGGACGUUUUUCCCUAUUACUAACUUAACAUGGGCAAAAGAGACAAUCGAGUGGCUUAUAUUAACCCUAUCGCUGCUGCAAGAGCCAGAGGCCCAGUCCAGAACUCUGGACCAACCAUACAGGAUUAUUUAAGCAGGCCUCGACCAACAUGGGAAGAGGUAAAGGAGCAGCUGGAGAAAAAGAAGAAGGGCUCUCGGGCCCUGGCUGACUUUGAGGACAAAAUGAAUGAGAAAUGGAGGAAAGAACUGGCAAAAAACAGAGAAAAAUUAUUAGGUGGAAGUGACAAGGACAAAGAGAAAGACAAGAAGGCAGUAGAUAAGGAGAAGGAAAAAGAGGAGAAGGACAAAAAAGAGAAAAAGAAGAAAGAGAGGAAGAAAUCCAACAGGCAUUCUUCAUCUUCCUCCUCCUCAUCGAGUUCUGAUUCCUUCAGCAGUUCCUCCUCCGAAUCUGAAGAUGAGGAAGAGAAGAAGAGUGUCAAGAAGAAACGGAAAAGGAAAAAGUCUUCGGGCAAGAGGGCAUCAGACAGCUCCGAUGUAGAGUCGGAUGCUGAAAGCAAGACUAUUAUGGUUUUGGUUCACGAGAAGAAAAAGAAAAGAAUCAAAGAAGAAGGUGAUAAAGAAAAGGACGAGAAGAACCGAAGAAGAAAAAGGAAGGCAGAGCGCGGUUACAGAGACUCGUCUUCAGAUUCUUCUGCAGACUCCGACGGGGAAGAGGUAGCUGAGGCCAAGAAAAAAAAAAGUAGCGACGACAAGGAGAAAAUUACAGAUAAAUCCAAGAAGAAGAGGAAAAAGAAGCACAAGAAACACGGUAGAAAAAAGAAAAAGAAGGCUGCAUCUCAGUCGGACUCGGAGCUCGACUAACAAAUGCAGACCGCUCCUCCUCAUCCUCCUCUGACCGUUGGCUUGUAGUGUUAUUUUUGCCUUCGACUACCAAAAAACUUCUCCCAUCCAGCUUUGGUUAUCACUUAAACAAGGAGACACACACACGUCCUGUAAGGCUGGGCUUAUAGGAGUGAAGUGGAGAUGAGGUCCACACGUCCCUCAGCUGGUACAUAUCUUUUGUUUACUUUGACCACCUUGGUUUUUGUAGACCAUGGUUCUUAAAGUUCCACUCAACAGACUGAAGUGAAUUGUUUUUUUGUUUUUUUUUCCCCCACCCUCUGGUCGGGGAUUUCAGCUCGACUGGCACAUCCUGUCACCUUCAGUUUGGUGACCGUUGAGGAGUUUCCUCUUAUCUGCUUCGUACCUGACAUCUUGCAUUUCUAGUUGCUAUAGACGAGGCCGUUCCUCUAGUGCCUGUGUCAUGCAUGUAGACCCCAUGACCUGUCUCACCAGCCUCAUAUUGAAGUUGGACUUGUGAUAAGAAACGCCAACUACAGUCAACACUUAAACAGGGGAUACUUCUUCCAGUAGAUGAGUUGUGACACUGCAAUGUAAAUGUAUGAACAGUGGGAAUUCAUUAAUAAAGUAUUGUUUUAGGCUCA
Sphaeramia orbicularis (orbiculate cardinalfish) is the source of this 1581-nucleotide messenger RNA. RefSeq names its product family with sequence similarity 133 member B (gene fam133b). The coding region runs from base 128 to 958 and encodes 276 amino acids. Lineage: Eukaryota; Metazoa; Chordata; Actinopteri; Kurtiformes; Apogonidae. The transcript is spliced from 11 exons. The record is from RefSeq and is a predicted model, not a curated record.